Messenger RNA from Bursaphelenchus xylophilus (pine wood nematode), 2584 nucleotides. The record is from the annotation of a GenBank genome assembly. Lineage: Eukaryota; Metazoa; Nematoda; Chromadorea; Rhabditida; Aphelenchoididae.
AUGUGUUGCAGAAAAUCCUGCGGCCCACUCGUCCUAAUAACACUCAGAUGUUUGGCAAAAGGCAGUUCGGCGCGUACACAAGCUGACAGUGUAAGUAACCAGAAGCAAAGGAACGUCAAAACACGUCUACAAGAAACAUUUCUGCAUCAGGCUGACGACAGAGCAGAAUGAUGAUGACGGAGAAGCAAUAAUUGUCUCAAAAUUUCAGGUCAACACAAGCAUCCGUAAAAACUGUUCUUUUUCGCACAACUGCGGGUUGGUGCUGGCCUCAGCACGCUCCACACAACCUCACCGCCCUCUGGAUGUAAUAAUGAAGAAGCCGGGUGAUGAAGCCAGUCAAUGCAUACCUCCGCUAUGUAACUACAGUAAUAUUGCAGCGAGUGACGAACAACGGGUACACGUCAACAGCUUUAAAUUCAAUGUCAAACACUUUAAUCUUGUCAAAUUCGUUAACUAUUACGUCAACUCCUCGUUUUAUCUAACCUUAUUCCUGCUGAUUUGCAUAUGCCUUCCAACGGCGCAAACGGCGCGUCUGGCUGGCCAACGAUGUACACGGAACAGCCUGAAUUUGGGAAGUAUUAUUGAACAAUUGCUCAAGGAUUACGAUACACAUCUUUUGCCCGAAGCCGAUGGGGUGAACGUCACCAUCGAGCUGCACGUUCAAGGAGUGUCGGGGAUCUCGGAAAUCACGGGAGAUUUCGAACUAGACGUCAUGUACAGUGAGAUCUGGCUGGAUCCUAGACUAAGCUUCAAACACUUGAAUGUCUGCACAACAAAUAUCACGUUAAAGAGCGAUUUUCGGGAGAAAAUGUGGACACCUGAUACGUGUAUUAUUAAGUAAGUUACAAGCCGAAAAAAAUCGUUUUCUGACGAAAAAGGCAUAACUCUGCAUCCUUCAUUUUCAGUAGUAAAGAAGCGUCGAUCCACAAGUCUCCAUCGGAGAAUACUUUUGUUAUUCUGUAUGAACACGGGUUGGUAUGGUCGAAUUUCCGGCUCAAAGUCAAAGCGCCUUGCAAAAUGGACUUGGUAAGUAAAAACAGGAGAAGUGUUCGACCUCUUUUUCGACCAUUUCGUGAAGCAUAGCCCACCUUGCAUUGCGAGCAUCGACUUUGUCUGUUCGUUUUAAUCAUCAUCCCUCUUUCAGAAAAUGUUUCCCUUUGAUUCCAUUCAAUGUCAAUUGGUCUUCGAAAGUUACUCCUUUAAUACUGACGAGGUUCGACUUCUUUGGCAUGACGUUCCAGUGACCAUGAUGGAAGACGUUGAACUCCCGGAUUUUGACUUAAUUGGCUGGUCAACGGAUCAUCAACGUCUCGAAUAUCCGAAUGGAGUCUGGGACCGAGCUCAGGUCAAGUUCACAUUCGCGCGGCGCUACGGAUUCUACCUUUUUCAAUCGUAUUUCCCGACAUCAUUGACUGUGAUCAGCUCUUGGGUUGGGUUCUUCUUCGAUGUGCGAUCAGUGUCGGCGAGGAUCACGUUGGGUGUUUCGAGGUGAGCGAUUGAUUUGACUAUUUUAACUUGAGUUUAGUCUACUGGCGUUGACGUUUCAAUUCGGCAACGUGUUGCGGCAUCUUCCCCGAGUCAGUUACAUCAAGUGUCUGGACGUGUGGAUGAUUAUUAGGUAAGCUGCAAGCAACGCGGGAGCCGUUUUUUUGCAACAGUUUCUAUCAAACACCUCUUCGAAUUUUCAGUGUAAUCUUCAUCUUCUGCACUUUGGUGGAGAUGGCCAUCGUCUGCCAGUUGAGUCGUUGGGAGCGCGAACAGCAAAUUGGGAGCAAAGUUCUCGGCCAUUGGUUGAAUCAGAUCCGGAAAACGCGCAAACACGAUGGUAAAAGUAAUGAAGCCAAUGGAGUCAAAAAGACGGGCGGAUUCGCGGCGUUGCUAAAGGGAAAAACGGAAAAUAAAGAGAAGCCCGACGAGGAGGGGCCAAAACUUCGUGCUGUUGCCAACCAUGUCGCUGACCACAGUCGCAGUCCGAGCCCCAGUUUGCGGGCCGGAACUCCCGAAUCCACGACGUUGGCGGUGCCGGGCCGAAAUGGCGAGAACGACGACAUCCCAAAGCCGAUGCGUUUCCCCAAUGCCCGAAGGCGGUUCGCGGUCUGCACGUGUUGCAAGGGCUGGCGGCGGCGGAUGCAUCAAUGGUGGCAGGACCGCGACUUCCAAAUCACUUCCAUACAGGUCGACAGAUGCUCAAUGAUGAUGUUCCCACUUUCUUUCCUCUUCUUCAACAUCGUGUAGGUCCUAAAUUUUCGCGAAAUCACGGAAAAAAGUGCAAAUUUAAGCACCAAAAAAUUUAAAAAAAUUUUUUUUUUUUGAUUUAUUUUAUUUUUAUUUUUUUAUCGACCCAACAAUAAAAAACAGCGGAAAAACUGCUAAUUAACAAGGGCUUUCAGGGAUUAGCCAUUAAAAAAGGCUUAUUUUGUUGCCAUUUUCUGUUAUUUUUAGAAAAGUAAUUGAUUUCCCUGCCGAACAAAAACUUAAAAUUUCAAAAAAACAAUUUUAACAAAUUAAAUCUUUAUCACCACUCUCCAAUAUUUUUUUCAGUUACUGGUCCGUAUAUUUCUCCAAACUGGAUCGGCCGCUCUAA